Odocoileus virginianus texanus is the source of this 1623-nucleotide messenger RNA. RefSeq names its product hes family bHLH transcription factor 6 (gene HES6). NCBI's taxonomy places the organism in Eukaryota, Metazoa, Chordata, Mammalia, Artiodactyla, Cervidae. Gene Ontology annotation, molecular function: RNA polymerase II cis-regulatory region sequence-specific DNA binding; DNA-binding transcription factor activity, RNA polymerase II-specific; protein dimerization activity. Gene Ontology annotation, biological process: regulation of neurogenesis; regulation of transcription by RNA polymerase II; anterior/posterior pattern specification. The record is from RefSeq and is a predicted model, not a curated record. Gene Ontology annotation, cellular component: nucleus.
AUGGCUCCGCUCCUGGCGCCGGGCCGGGACCGGGCAGGUCGCGAGGAUGAGGACGGCUGCGAGGCGCGCGGGGACCGCAAGGCCCGGAAGCCCCUGGUGGAGAAGAAGCGGCGCGCGCGGAUCAACGAGAGCCUGCAGGAGCUGCGGCUGCUGCUGGCGGGCGCCGAGGUGCAGGCGAAGCUGGAAAACGCCGAGGUGCUGGAGCUCACGGUGCGGCGAGUGCAGGGCGCGCUGCGGGGCCAGGCGCGCGAGCGCGAGCAGCUGCAAGCGGAAGCCAGCGAGCGCUUCGCCGCCGGCUACAUCCAGUGCAUGCACGAAGUGCACACGUUCGUGUCCACGUGCCAGGCCAUCGACGCUACCGUCGCCGCCGAGCUCCUGAACCACCUGCUCGAGUCCAUGCCGCUGCGCGAGGGCAGCAGCUUCCGCGAUCUGCUGGGGGACGCCCUGUCUGCGCCGCCCGCAGCCCCGGGGCGGAGCAACUGGCUCGUAGGAGGCGCGCUCGAGUCCCCGCUGCCCAGCCCCCGGGGCUCCGGGGACGACCAGUCCUCAGACCUGGAGGAGGUCCCCGAGGCUGAACUGAGCCGUGCCCCGCCUGCCGAGGGGCCAGACUCGGUGCCCGCAGCCCUGGGCAGCCUGACUGCUACCCGCUUGGCCCAGAGUGUCUGGAGGCCUUGGUGACCAACGCCAACCUGGGGCCUGCGGGGUGGGCUCUGCCUUCCCAGGUUCCGUUCCCUCCUCCCGGGAGUUCAGACGUGGCGGGCAGGGGUCUGGAUAUUUCCCGGUCCUGCUGCGCAGACCCGCAUAAUCAGUCCAGCCAGGCCCCCUGUUUCUUGCUGGAGGAAUGUUUAUGCAUUCCCCCUGCCCAGCCCGAUGGUGGGUGGAGGGAGGGAGCCACAGGCGGGAGGAGGAAUCCUGUAGGGCUCCCAGGGUUGUCCGCGCUUCCCCUGUCCCAGACUUAAGAGGCGCCCUGUGGGUCUGGGGGCACAGGUGAUGGAACGGAGCUGAGCCUCUCCUGGGUGCUGAGCACUAGUGUCCUGGCAGAAGACCUCAAGCCCUGGCCCUCCAGCCAGGACAGGCAGGAGGCGUUCUGCAGGCCUGCCCAGAGCUGCCACAGAGAAGCACGGUUCUCUGUAUGUCUUGCAUUUAGCACGCUUGAGUUUGUGUAUUAGGUUGCCAUCGAUGGUUCCAAUUGUGUUAAAUAAAGGAUUCUGGAGAGGUAGUUACCCUUCUGAAGUAUUGCUGGAUGCUGUGGUGUCAAUUAAGGUGUCAGUCAAAUGCAUAAAUACAAAGCCAAGCACAUUUUCCCCAUUUCUAAUGCUGUGAGUGGUUUUAAAACGUCUCACUGUCAGCAAACAAGUGUAGAGGCAGUGGUGAUGAACGCCCCAUGGUGCAUCUCAUGAUGGACAGUGCUUCCACCUCGCUAUGGCCAGACCAUUGCAGGUGGGUUUCCCCUGCAGGUCCAUGGACCUGGCCUGCUCUCCCCGGGAACUGUGUGUGUUCUGGUGAUGGAAACUCUGGCAUGGAGUUUGUCUCCAGAGUUACGAAGGAGAAGGGAAACUACUGGUUCCCAGACCGUUCUCUUGUUUGUGAACUUCCAAGAAUAAAACUGAUGCCUGACUGCUA